Messenger RNA from Spodoptera littoralis (African cotton leafworm), 2001 nucleotides. Lineage: Eukaryota; Metazoa; Arthropoda; Insecta; Lepidoptera; Noctuidae. The record is from the annotation of a GenBank genome assembly.
AUGUCUCAAGUACCGUUGGUUCGUAAGGCGAUAGUGGGAGCGGCGUUGGCCAAUGCAUCCACUUCGAGCAACCCCAACCCCGAGGUGGGUGGGGAAGGUCAAGAAAAUAAUUGGACCCCAGCAGCUUUAGAAAGGGCUGGAUCCACUUUGAAAGCACUGAAUCGCAUGGCCAAACGACCACCAGUUCAUCUCGUGUUUGAGGAUAUUUCCUACACCGUUAAUUCACAUAAAGGAGAACGCAGGAUUCUUCACAAUGUCUCCGGGGAAUUCCGUUCUGGGGAACUCACCUGCAUUCUUGGUCCAUCUGGAGCAGGAAAAUCUACACUUUUGAACAUACUGGCUGGCUAUAAUUCAAACGGAGUGAAGGGCAGAAUAACAGUGAACGGUCACACUCGUGAAAUGAAGCUGUUCAAGAAACUCAGUACAUACAUCAUGCAGGAAGACCUGCUUCAACCAAGGUUGACAGUGCAGGAGUCUAUGAUGAUAGCAGCCAACUUGAAACUAGGGCAAGAGUUGGGCAAGGCUGAGAAAGAACUAAUAGUAGAAGAAAUUCUUCAAACUCUUGGCUUAUGGAAUCAUAAGAACACAAUGACUGAAAAACUAUCAGGAGGUCAAAUGAAGAGGCUGUCUGUUGCUCUGGAGCUGGUCAAUAACCCACCCAUCAUCUUUUUGGAUGAGCCUACAACUGGCCUGGACAUCGUCUCCAUCCGUCAGUUGGUGGUACUCCUCCGUCUCCUGUCUCGUCAAGGCAGAACGAUCGUGUGCACAGUCCAUCAGCCAUCCGCCUCGUUGUUCGCCCUUUUCGACAGAAUCUACGUGUUGGCACGAGGAAUGUGCUGUUAUCAGGGUGCCCCUCAGCUCAUAGUGCCGUUCUUGGCUGAAGCUGGCCACGUCUGCCCAAAGACGCAUAACCCAGCAGACUUCGUACUGGAAACUCUAGCCACUGACAUUGAAACAACUGCACCAUUAUCAGAGCUGUGCCAGAAUGGAAAACUUUCCAGAAGAUUGGAUAGAAUGAUACCUAGAGGCCGAAAACCCGUACUGCAUUCAGAAGAGUCAAUUCAGAGAAUAUUCACGGAGCAUGUGGCAAAAGAUCAGCUUUCUAAAGUUGAAUUUCCGACGUCCUUCUGGGCACAAUUUCUUAUAUUGAGCAAACGAAUGUUUACACAGAACCGGAGAAAUUCGACUUCAAUAUGGAUUCAAUUGGUCCAUCAUAUUUUAUCAGCUACACUUCUGGGCAGUAUAUUCUUCAAUGUUGGUAACAACGCAGCGAAUCCUGUGGUCAACUUCAAAUUUUGUUUGAGUUGUCUAGUCUUCUUCAUGUACACGCAUACUAUGAUUCCUGUUCUCAUAUUUCCAUUCCAGGUACGCUUACUUCGACGAGAAUAUUUUAAUCGCUGGUACAGUCUCAAAGCAUACUAUAUGGCUUUGACAUUAGCCAGUGUUCCAAAUAUGAUAAUUCUUGGAAUGUUAUUCCUGGUUAUUUCCUAUUUGAUGUCUGGUCAGCUACUGGAAUGGGAUCGCUUCAUAUUGUUUGCGAUCAGUGGUUUGCUCAUAGCUACGUGCUCUGAAGGACUUGGGUUAGCUGUAGGAUCUGCUUGCAACGUUACUAACGGCUCCAUUGUGGCUCCAGCAAUUGCGGCUCCUCUUCUCGCCUUAUCCUGUUACGGUAUGGGGUACGGACCCUAUAUCGAAAGCACAAUGAAAGCCCUCAUGUCGGUUUCCUUCCUACGAUACGGCGUGACGGGAUUCUCAAUAGCCCUCUACCAGAAUAGACAGAAGAUGGAAUGUAAUGAAGAAUUCUGCCUUUAUUCCGAACCAAGGCUAUUAAUAAGGGAUUUAGGCAUGGAAGGAGAUACCUAUAUAAUUCAAGUCAUUGGCUUACUAGGUUUUACCGUUCUUCAUAGGUCAUUAGCGUACCUCGCAUUAAGGUACCGAUUAACAAAUGAAUUUUCAAAUAAAUUCAUGUGUUAUGUUAGUAAAUUUUUGAAACAUAGAUAA